This is a messenger RNA of Aspergillus candidus, 1266 nucleotides long. RefSeq lists its product as uncharacterized. The record is from RefSeq and is a predicted model, not a curated record. Lineage: Eukaryota; Fungi; Ascomycota; Eurotiomycetes; Eurotiales; Aspergillaceae. The coding region runs from base 1 to 1266 and encodes 421 amino acids. The transcript has 4 exons.
AUGCAACCACGCCUGCGCUAUGACGACGUCGCCUGGGAGAAAAGCGAAGCCAUCGCCGAUGAGUGGGUUCGCCAGUUUCUUGAACCCGACGUACUACAAUCGGUUGGCAGGUUUUUGGUCAGGCAUCAUUGUCCUGGCGAUGCUGUCGAGUUCAGUUUUCUCGAGAAAGGCGCAUACAAUAUCUCUUUGCAGAUGAAGUACAAGAAUGUGACCACUGCCGUAAUACAUUUUCCCCAGCCAGGUGCCACCAUGUUUUUUGAAGACCCUUGUAUCAUUAUGGACUAUAUUGACCAUGAUACAAACAUGUAUGAUGCUCUCAACACACCUGGGUGCCCAAAGGAUGUUCGUGGAACUCUUGAUCCAGGUAUCAGUGAGGCAAGAUUAGAGACUCUUUACAGAGAGGUUGCAAGUAUUUUACUUCAGCUUUCUCGACCAUGUCUACCCCGGAUCGGGUCACUAGACCAGGUUGAUGACUUUAUCUGGAAAGUGACACAUCGACCUUUAUCAAUGCCUAUGAAUACUCUGGUUCAGCUGGGAUCCUUACCCCAGUCAAGACUACCAACCACGACAUUUGACACCACGUCCUCAUACUUCGAAACCCUAGCAGAGCUACAUAUUGCUCAUCUCCUGGUUGCUCGAUAUCUGUUCCGGAAACUCGCCAGACAACAUCGUUUAACAGAGCAGUCAGCAUCCUUUGAUAAAGGCCCGUUCAAACUUUGGUGCGAUGAUUUCUGUCCAGCCAAUACCCUUAUGAAGGCGCUGAAAAUCGUCGGAGUUGUAGAUUGGGAAUUCACAUAUGCUGCCCCGAUCGAAUUCUCUUUUGCGCCACCUUGGUGGCUGUUGAUUAAAAGGUCGGAAUACUGGCCUCAAGGCCUUGACAACUGGUGUAGCGAGUAUGAACGACGCUUUCAAACCUUUCUCAGCGCGAUGAGAUAUCAAGAGGACAAGGCAAUUGAACAGGGCUGGCUAAAGAGUACGCAGCGGCUCUCUGGCCCGAUGCAAAAUAGCUGGGAGAGUGGAGACUUCUGGAUUGCGUACGCGGCGAGGAAUAACUUUGCCUUUGACUUGAUAUACUGGCACAAGAUUGAUCUGCGAUUUUUUGGGCCGACUUCUUCUCCCAUCGACGAACUCGAGCGAAUGAAGACCCGGGAAUUGGCUUGGGACCCGAACGAUUACACCAAGGAGGUCGCAGGAAAAGGCUCUGAGGAUAACGCAGCGAACGGAGAUGAAAUUGGAGGAGCUGAAGCUGGAGCGGACGAUAGGUGA